Molecule: messenger RNA, 1587 nt
Organism: Morus notabilis
Lineage: Eukaryota; Viridiplantae; Streptophyta; Magnoliopsida; Rosales; Moraceae
Product: UDP-glycosyltransferase 76F1
Exons: 2
Coding region: 40-1431 (463 amino acids)
Molecular function (GO): UDP-glycosyltransferase activity
Source: RefSeq, a predicted model, not a curated record
CCAGAAAGGAAGGUCGUAAGGUGUAGUUGAGAGAUCAUAAUGGAGCAAAGAAAAGGGCGUAGAUUAGUACUCUUUCCACUACCCUUACAAGGCCAUAUAAACCCCACGCUUGAUCUUGCUAACAUUCUUCAUUCCAAAGGCUUCUCUAUCACUCUCAUCCACACCAACUUCAACUCUCCCAACCCUUCAAACUACCCACACUUCACUUUCCACUUUAUCCAAGAUGGCCUAUCGGAGAGUCAGGCCUCCACAAACGACGUCGUUUCUCUUCUCACACUUCUCAACAUCAAGUGUGUUGAGCCCUUCAAGGAGUGUUUGAGAAAGUUGGUAUCCGAUAAUGAUGUUUCGGAGGAGCCUGUUUCUUGCUUGAUCUCUGACGCUAUAUUUCACUUCACUCAAGCCGUUGCCGACAGCCUCAAACUUCCCAGGAUCGUUUUAAGAACUGGGGGUGCCUCAUCUUUUGUCGUUUUUGCUGCUUUUCCACUUCUAAGAGAAAAGGGUUACCUCCCCAUACAAGCAUCCAGAUUAGAAAAUCAAGUGGUGGAACUUCCACCACUCAAAGUCAAAGACCUUCCGGUGAUCAACACUCACAACCCGAAGACACUUUAUCAACUAGUGGACAACCUGGUCAAUACAACAAAGGCCUCUUCAGGACUCAUUUGGAACACUUUUGAGGACCUUGAACAAUCUUCUCUGGCCUCAAUAAGUCAACAGUUUUCUCUUCCAAUCUUCCCAAUAGGUCCAUUUCAUAAGCACAAUCUAGUUUGUACCUCUCCUAAAAGUAGCUUGUUAGCGGAAGACCAAACCUCAAUUUCCUGGCUCAAUACUCAACCACUAAAAUCUGUCAUCUAUGUGAGCUUUGGUAGCCUUGCGGCAACAAGUGUGAGAGAUUUUUUGGAGAUAGCUUGGGGCCUUGCCAAUAGUGAGCACCCCUUCUUGUGGGUGGUCCGACCCGGUUCGGUCCUCAGAUCGGAGUGGCUCGAGGCGUUGCCAAGUGGGUUCCUAGAGAACUUGAGUGGGCGUGGCCACAUAGUGAAAUGGGCCCCCCAACAAAAAGUUUUGGCUCACCAAGCCGUUGGAGCAUUUUGGACUCACAAUGGAUGGAAUUCAACAUUGGAGAGCAUUUGUGAGGGAGUGCCAAUGAUUUGUCUGCCUUGUUUCUCUGACCAAAAGGUGAAUGCAAGAUAUGUGAGCCAAGUUUGGAAGGUUGGUUUGCAGUUGGAAAAUGGAUUGGAAAGAGGAGCGAUAGAGAAGACAAUUACGGAACUUAUGAGGGAAAAAGAAGGAGAUGAGAUUAGAGGCAGAGUUUCUAAGUUACAAGAGAUGGCUAACAAUUGCUUGGAAAAGGGUGGUACUUCUUACGAAUCUUUGGAAAGCUUGAUAAGCCACAUUUUUUCGUUGGAAUCAUUUACUUUUUCAAGUUCAGCGUAAGUGGCGAUUGUAUUUAAUCUUCAUGCUUUAGUUGAGUCAUUUAAGGUACCAAUAAGUAAGCCUUGGCUAUGGAGUUUUACAAAGGAAAAACAAAUUUCUAAAUUUUAUCCGGAUAUGGAUGAAUUAAUUAUAACUGAAAUGGUCCCUAUUCUUGUA